AUGAACCGACGUAGCACUGAUUUCUCCGGGGAUUUGGCGGAAAAAUGGGAUAUUUGCACUGAUCACUCGUCUUUCCCACCUCUCGUAGACCUAUUUGUCGCCAAAUGGAUGUGUUUACAUCCGAAUCUCCGAAAUGCGACCCUCAAACGGGCAACCGCGUUUGAGGCAAGCUGUAUCUUCUGCUCUCGUCUUGCAACCGACAGGGGCGCUUGCAUCUGGUCGCACCGACGGCCUCCCUUAGUCAUUCUCAAUUCAUCACGUCGGGCGGUACGGAUAUUCACUGAGUCCUCAUCUGUGCGCACCAAAACACUUGUUAUGCGCAUCUUCCUGGCCAGGCCGGAGGCGGUACGGCCUACCGGGGAGCAGAGAAAGUACGGCUGGUUUAUGCGAGCCGGUGCAGCACAACCAAUUCCUUCUUUGCCAGAUUGUAGGAAAUACCAAAAAGAUGGAAUGUACAGCAGCUUAAGCAAGGCCCGACAACCAGGACUUUUGGUGGCCAAAGAGGCGAGCUUAAAAAGAGGCCAGCCCAAUCUGCCGAAUAGAUGA
Messenger RNA from Protopolystoma xenopodis, 546 nucleotides. NCBI's taxonomy places the organism in Eukaryota, Metazoa, Platyhelminthes, Monogenea, Polystomatidea, Polystomatidae. The record is from the annotation of a GenBank genome assembly.